Messenger RNA from Cavia porcellus (domestic guinea pig), 6655 nucleotides. RefSeq names its product Ral GEF with PH domain and SH3 binding motif 1 (gene Ralgps1). Lineage: Eukaryota; Metazoa; Chordata; Mammalia; Rodentia; Caviidae. The transcript has 21 exons. Gene Ontology annotation, biological process: Ras protein signal transduction; positive regulation of GTPase activity. Bases 303 to 2111 code for a protein of 602 amino acids. The record is from RefSeq and is a predicted model, not a curated record. Gene Ontology annotation, cellular component: plasma membrane. Gene Ontology annotation, molecular function: guanyl-nucleotide exchange factor activity.
CAAGUCUGGGAGCGGACCGUUCCUACUGCGGCUGGGCACCCGAUCGGCUCCCGCGUCGGCCCGAGCUCCAGCUGCGCCCGGCCUGACACCGGUCCGGCCCGGCUCGGCCUGGCCCCAGCCUCCGAGCGAAGGCGCCGCUGCCUCUGGGCCGCUUCCAGGGCCAUGAGGAGGCGUCGGCAGCCACUGCGGCCCGCGUCAAGGUGACCGGCCGGGACUGCGGCGGCGGCCAGAGAAGCGGACUUCUCUAGGCAGGUUAUGUCACCAGCAGAGGCUGCCCUGAAGCUCCCUGCGGCCUGGAGACUAUGUACAAGAGGAAUGGUCUGAUGGCUAGCGUGUUGGUCACCUCUGCCACUCCACAGGGCAGCAGCAGCUCCGACUCUCUGGAGGGCCAGAGCUGUGACUAUGCCAGCAAGAGCUAUGAUGCCGUUGUCUUCGAUGUCUUGAAAGUGACUCCCGAGGAGUUCGCCAGCCAGAUCACACUAAUGGACAUCCCUGUGUUUAAAGCCAUCCAGCCAGAGGAACUAGCCAGCUGUGGAUGGAGUAAGAAGGAGAAGCAUAGUCUUGCCCCCAACGUCGUGGCCUUUACCCGGAGGUUUAACCAGGUCAGUUUUUGGGUUGUACGAGAGAUUCUAACAGCACAGACUUUAAAAAUAAGGGCAGAAAUCCUGAGCCAUUUUGUGAAAAUAGCCAAGAAACUUCUAGAACUCAAUAACCUUCAUUCUCUCAUGUCUGUGGUGUCAGCAUUACAAAGUGCUCCCAUCUUCAGGCUGACAAAAACCUGGGCUCUUUUGAAUCGAAAAGACAAGACCACCUUUGAGAAAUUGGACUACCUGAUGUCCAAAGAGGAUAAUUAUAAGCGGACUCGGGAAUAUAUCCGAAGCCUGAAGAUGGUGCCCAGUAUUCCCUAUCUAGCAUUGCAACACUGGAAUCAUGCCCAUCCUGCCAAAAAUGGAAAUGGAGACCUAGGGAUCUAUCUUCUGGAUUUAAUCUACAUCGAUUCUGCAUAUCCUGCUUCAGGCAGUAUUAUGGAAAAUGAGCAAAGAUCCAAUCAGAUGAACAAUAUUCUCCGAAUAAUUGCUGAUUUACAAGUUUCCUGCAGCUAUGAUCACCUCACCACCCUGCCCCAUGUGCAGAAAUACUUGAAGUCUGUCCGCUAUAUUGAAGAGCUCCAGAAGUUUGUGGAAGAUGACAACUACAAAUUGUCGCUCAGAAUAGAACCAGGAAGCAGCUCUCCAAGACUAGUCUCUUCCAAGGAAGACCUUGCAGGCCCCUCUGUGGGCUCCAGCUCAGCGCGCUUCCGCCGGAGACCCACCUGCCCCGAUGCAUCUGUGGCCGGCAGCCUUCCCACACCACCGGUCCCCCGACACAGGAAGAGUCACAGCCUGGGCAACAAUAUGAUGUGUCAGUUGAGUGUAGUUGAGAGUAAAAGUGCGACAUUCCCAUCGGAGAAGGCCAGGCACCUUCUGGACGACAGUGUCCUAGAGUCGCGCAGUCCCCGCAGGGGCCUCACCCUCACCUCCUCCACCGUCACCAAUGGACUCUCCCUAGGCAGUAGUGAGAGCUCAGAGUUUAGUGAAGAGAUGUCUUCAGGGCUGGAAAGCAGGGGACGUCUCUAUGCCACCCUAGGGCCCAACUGGCGCGUUCCAGUUCGGAAUUCUCCCAGAACCCGGAGCUGUGCUUACAGCCCCUCCAGCCCAUGCACCUGUACCCUGGGAAGCUCGGCAGCUGUGCCCACCAUGGAGGGGCCUCUGAGAAGGAAAACCCUGCUCAAGGAAGGCCGGAAGCCCGCACUGUCCUCUUGGACCAGGUACUGGGUCAUACUCUCGGGAUCCACCCUCCUGUAUUACGGAGCCAAGUCCUUGCGGGGCACAGACAGAAAACAUUAUAAAUCUACACCUGGCAAGAAGGUCUCCAUUGUGGGCUGGAUGGUACAGCUGCCUGAUGACCCUGAGCACCCGGAUAUCUUCCAGCUGAACAACCCCGACAAAGGCAAUGUUUACAAGUUUCAGACUGGCUCCCGGUUCCAUGCGAUACUGUGGCACAAGCAUUUGGGUGAUGCGUGUAAAAGCAACAGGCCUCAGGUACCUGCAAACCUUAUGUCGUUUGAAUAAGUCUCUGCAGGACUUGGCAUGACUGAAAAGGCUUCUGGGAGCCCGGGCUGGGCCUGGUGGAGAAGAGCAGCCCUGGGCACAGGCUGUGAGCCAGGAUGCUGGGAGCUUUGCAGCCAGACUCAGGGGACAUGGCCUUCAGCCUCACAGUCUCAGAGGGCUCCCCAGUGCAGGAUCCACCUGUCAGUUCCCAGUGACUCUCAUGACUCAUUCUGCAGCACCACCUUGCAGGGCAGUGUUUGGACCACAGACUGCACACCCCUGCCCCUCUCUGGACCUCAUCUGUCCACCAGCUGCUUCUGCAACUAGAGAGCAUUUGGCCCACGUUGGGUUCUCCAUCAUUCCUGCUGCACACUGAGUGGACAGCAUUAACCUGCAAGUGUGGCCAGACAACAGGGCCAGGCUGUGGAGCAGGCCUGUCACACCCCAAGUGCACGGGGCUGCUCACCUACCGGGCUGCCUCAGAUUUUGUACACCCCCCCAAGUGUCCUCCACGUGUGUGUGCUGUACCUGUGUGCGUGCGAGCAAGUGUGAAACCUCCGAGAAACAUGCAUUUUGGCACAAGACUUGUGACAUUACACUCUUCAUUUGCUUUGAGGCCAUGCUUGAACCUUCAGUGAUAGCCCUGUCCACCAGGAAAGGUCAGAGUGGGAGCCCAGAUGCCCCUGUGUUAAGGGUCCCUUGUGUUCUUUUACUGUAAACAAACAAUGCCUUAAACCGUGUCUUGUUUUCUGUUCCUAUGGGUGCUAUUCAUCUGGAAGGCCUGUUCCCUGGGCCCUGGUGCCCUUCCAGGCCUUGUUGCUGUCAGCCCUGCUGAGGCAGGAUCUGGUUCCAGACUGCAGACUGGGCCACUGGCCUGCUUGCUUCCUCCAUGCCCUCUCCUGGCAAAGCUGGGGCACUUCUCAUUGCAUCUGCUCCCACCAUUCCCAUGUGGGAAGUUGUGGCAUGUUCUCCCAGCAUCCUCAGAGCAGCUCAGAAGCUACCAUGACAGUGAUCAGCCACAGAAAUCACACCAACCUCGCUGUGCAGGGCAGGCUUCCACUUCCCUCGAUAAUCUCAUCCCUUUGCCUCCACCACCAGGGCGGGCCACUGGGGUUCCUGGUUACACUGAGAGCUGAGUGACACUGAGACCUUACACUCCCCUAGUCUUGCCUCCAAAUGCAGUCACCAGCAAGUUCUCCAAGUCCCAGGGCACAACUGUUGAUGACCAAGCGACAAGAAAGCCAAGCACUGGGGAGUGAACAUCCAAUCUCUACAUAUAUGUAAUGACUGUUUUCAGGAACAAUGACCUUUAUCUGUCAUCUUCUGUCAUGCUUUAAAAGGACUUUUUUUUUUUGCACAGGUAGUUUUUACUCACAGUGAAUUGCUGUUUAUCAUCAUAGCCUGCCUCUCCAACUUACCUCCCUACCCCAUUUUCUUUGGAUGUCCUAAUCCUGAGAAGGAAACCCUUACACUGUUUUCUGAAAGAGACUGAAUGUCUGGGCCUUUGUCCCUUUUGUGGUUUUAAAAUUCACAGUAACCAAGCAUCAAACUACCCUGAAGAGUGUUUUGGUAAGAAGCUGCAAAGCAACACCAUCACUAAUAAACUGUGACAGGUCAAUUGAAAAACUACCAGAAGACCCAUCACUGUAUUUUGAUCAAAUGAUGACAGCUUCUCUGAAAAUUUAAAUGAAUUAAUGACACAAAUAGUUGUCAUCAGGGUGGUGCUUUGUGGUUGAGCCUCACAGUGCUCAGAAGCUAACCCUCUUUUGAAGCAAAGACUGGACACUUUCAUGCCAAGAGUAACUCCAGAAAGGAAAGUUAAUGCUAUCAAACCUUGACCACAGCUGCCUUGAGCACCCACCUGUACCUGAGUCCACAUGCAUGCACUCAAUUCUACCAACAACUUCAAACUGACAUCCAAGGCUGAGCAACAACGCCAGACACUGUGGACACCUCUGACCUGAACCAGGCAGCGCUCAUGUGAUAGCCAGUGUUAAACUGACCCUCCCUGUUAACUUCCAGAAAGUCUUAAGUGGACGAAAGUACAAGACUGGAAUAUCAGCCACUUAUUUUCCUUGGGUUUCUCCACUCUUCUAACCCUGUCCUGGUUUUUCACACAUGAAAUAUUACAGAUGCUAAUCCAAAAACCCCAGAAUUUCAGGCUCCCCUAAACCAGAUAAUCUUCUACCCUUUCCAAGUUUUUCUUAACCUUCACAAACUUUUCUUCUGAUCCUAAUUUGAAAGAGCACAGUCCCACUCUUUUCAGUGUUUAGUCUUUUCAUUAGUAGAGACUGAUCCCACAUCCCUUCCAGAAAUUCUUACCUUGGACUCUUAAAGAAUCUAUUUGGACUUUGUUGGCAAAAGCCUUGUAAGAGAACUGUAAGAGCCCUGAACACCUCAGAAGACUUUUGUGGAUGAAGCUGAAUGAUAACUGACUCCCCAACAGGGAAUCAGGCCAACCCUGUGACUUCACUGCUUAUGUUUUCCCAGUGCUGGCUUGUCCCACAAGCAGCAGGUGAGGAGGCCUGCAAGAGAGGGCAGUGGCCCAGGCACAGAUCACAGAGCGGGGAGGCCCCAGGUGGAUUCUCACCGUGGAGGGAAGUGUUUCUGUCUUUUGCUCUUUGACUGAUCACAGUGCACAAAUACAUAUGAAUCUCGAAGGUACUGUGUCUUGCAUGCAUAUACUGUCAUUUUCUUUCAGUGAACAGAUUGUGGUACCCCAAAAGGAGAGUUGUCAAAUGCUGUCUACAAACUGAAUUAGGUAACUGGCAGUACUGAUGUCCCAAGAAGAGCCCAUUCACUCACAUUGUUCUGGGAUACUUUAUGCUCCUCUUAAUUGAGCAUAUUUUGUACCCUAAGGUCAGCAAAUAUUGGAGUAUUUUGUGGAGGACAGAUUUGGUGGAGAGCCACAGUUGUUCGAAAUGUAUCCAACAGGAGCACAGCAGUCUUCCCUCCUCUGACAAGACACCCUUUCAAGCACCCAGUCAGAUGGAGAUGCGGAAGAGGUGAACCCUUGAAGGACUCGCUUAUGAAAGAACCUACCCUGACUGCCAGCUUUCUAACGCAUUUGAUUUGAUGAUUCCUAAAGCAUUUCUUUUUCUUACCAAGAUGCCCUGUAUUUUGUUAAUCAUGUGACUCCCACCUCCCAAACCCAAAAAGGUAUAUCAUUGAGGAUGCUGUUUUCAGAUAAAAAGUAGUCUGUGAGGGUGGGCAGCCAUCUGCAAGCCAAGCCCACUGUCUUAAAGCUCAGGUAGGAUCCAGGGCUCUGCACCCACAUUGCUGAUGCUCGCAGCCACCAGGUGAUCAUUGCCAAAAAACACUUUUUUUUUUUUUUUUCAAAAAACACUUUUAUGUGUGAUGCCAUAAAUGACUUCAGUCAAUCCCACACGACAUUGGCCUAUGGGAUAAUUUCGUGUUUAAAAAACAGUCCCUUUGAAAUAAUAGGUUCCCUGAGAAAAUGCCCAUUCAUUCAUUCAAUCAUUCAUGUCUUCAUCCUAAUUUCUAGUAAGUGCUUCCCAUGUGCCAGGAUAUAACCAGGAUAUAAAUGAUUGAAAACAAGAGAUCGCUGCUCUUGUUAAACUGAUUGAUUAAUAAACAAAUAAUCCCCACCCCAACAUAUCUCCUGAUCAAGACUCUGCCCAUCCCUUAGACCUGGGUACAAAUCCGGUGCACAAACUCUUCCAGAAAGACUUCAAAGGGCCCACCAGACUGAACAGUCUUGCUUUUAAGUGCUGUUACUGUAGGACUAGCUGCUGUCUGUGUACUGGAGGCUGGUGGCUCAGAAGAGCCAAGCGCAAAGCUGUUGUAGAGUACAUGGAGAACUCCAAAAAGGGACUGGAGAGUAGGGUCGGAGUGUUCACAGUAUUUGCUUCAUAGGCUUCUGUCUUUGACUUCAGUGUUACAUUCAAGGACAGCAUGAGCGACAGCUGCAUUGUCUUGGGUGUUGAGAACUUGUUCGUGGACAUUAGUCCACCUCAUAGCCUGAGGCCACACCAGUGUGUUUAAACUAUGGGCAACCUGCAAAUCCCCACCCACUGCAGCAGCGCAACAGAUCAUCCAUCAGUUUUACAACCAUCAAUUUCUAUCCAUUUCUGGAUGAUUGUGACCAGUAAUGAAAUAAUCACAAUUAAUUUAUUAAUAUAGUGUAAUCUUUAAUAAAUUUCGUGCCAAAAUGCAUGGUUUUCCACUAAGCAUUCAAAAUGUUGUGUAGAGAGUAGUUUUCAAUUUCUUAUGUAUCCAUCCAAGUAAGUUGAAAAUCAGUUUCUUCAUUUUAGUUGGGUUCUUGUUAAAUUUGUUGCAUUCUCCUGGGCUGUUUUUUUCCAGCAGACCCUGCAUGCAGUUGUGAAGGACUUUCUCUAAUACUUGUGAAUUGUCUCACCACAGUAACCACUGAACAUCAGCCCUCCGUGGGAUUCUUUAGAUUUUUGGUGAAGUAUUUUGUUACCUCAGUCUUGUAUCAAGUUGCUGUAUUUUUCAGCUUGUUACACUGAUAAUAAUUGUUUCACUAAUUAAAUAAUGUACAGACAUCUUUGUUUACUUUGAAAUUAAAUGUGUUUUCCAAUGAA